UUGGAGGGUGGGGGGGGGGGGGGCGUGCUCCUGAUAUAAACCAGCGCGUGUAUUUCUCGUGCUUACUAUCCGUCUAUCCACGAAGGGACAGCUUCCAGGCGCUCAGAUCGUAAAGCCAACUGCUGUUUCACCUGCCUCACCUGCAAUAUAGUAACCAUGGACGCAGCAGAGUUCCGGCGCCGGGGAAAGGAGAUGGUGGACUUUGUGGCGGACUACCUGGAGAACAUUGAGCACAGGCGAGUGUACCCAGACGUGGAGCCCGGGUACCUGCGCUCCAUGAUCCCCUCCGAGGCCCCGCUGGAGCCUGAGAGCUACGAGGACGUGCUCAGGGACGUCGACAGGGUCAUUAUGCCCGGGAUAACCCACUGGCAAAGCCCACACUUCCAUGCCUAUUUCCCCAGUGCCUCUUCCUACCCGGCUUUGUUGGCGGACAUGCUCUGUGGUGGCCUAGGGUGCAUUGGAUUCACAUGGGCUGCUAGUCCUGCUUGUACUGAGCUGGAAACAGUGAUGUUGGACUGGCUGGGCAAGAUGCUCCAGCUUCCAGAAGACUUCCUGGCGGGAACAAAGGGUCAGGGGGGAGGAGUCAUUCAGGGUACGGCUAGUGAAGCGACUCUGAUGGCGUUGCUGGCUGCUCGCUGCAAAGCGGUGAAAUGUGUCCACGAGUCCGAUCCUCAACGAUCGGAGGCUGACAUCAUCUCCAAACUGAUCGCGUACACCUCAGAAGAAGCCCACUCUUCAGUGGAGCGAGCCGGCCUGAUUGGCGGAGUGGGGAUAAGGAUGGUGGCCACCGAUGAGCACUUCUCUGUCAGAGCAGAGACUCUGGAGAAGAUGGUGGCCGAGGACAAGGCCGCUGGAUUCAUACCCUUCUUUUUCUGCGCAACUCUUGGCACCACUCCCUCUUGUGCGUUUGAUAAAAUCACUGAGCUCGGGCCUCUAUGUAACGCAGAGAACAUCUGGAUGCACAUUGACGCGGCGUAUGCUGGAAGUUCAUUUAUAUGUCCAGAAUUCAGGCCUUUGUUGGAUGGUGUCGAAUUUGCAGAUUCAUUCAACUUCAACCCCCACAAAUGGCUUUUAGUCAACUUUGACUGUUCUGCGAUGUGGGUCAAGAAACGAACCGACCUGAUAGGGGCGUUCAAACUGGACCCAGUCUACCUCAAGUACGACAACCAGGAGUCAGGGCUGGUUACAGAUUAUAGGCAUUGGGGCAUUCCACUUGGCCGGAGGUUCCGCUCACUGAAGUUAUGGUUUGUGUUCCGCAUGUACGGGCAGAGCGGCCUGCAGGCCUACAUCCGUAAGCAUGUGGAACUGGCCAAAGUGUUCGAGACUAUGGUAAAAAAGGAUAAAAGGUUUGAGAUCUGUGCGGAAGUCGUCUUGGGACUCGUCUGUUUCAGGCUGAAGGGUUCGGAUGAGCUCAACGAGGCCCUGCUGAAGGAGAUGACCCAUCUGGGGCGGAUCCACCUGGUUCCCUGUAAGCUGCGCGGGCGUUUCGUCCUGCGCUUCGCCGUCUGCGGGCGGACCACCGAGCUGCGCCAUGUCCAGGAGGCGUGGACGCACAUCACCGAGCUGUCCAGCGAGCUCCUGCUGAAGCAACAUUCAUAAUCAUAAUCAUAAGAGUAGUGUUAAUGGUGAUGAUCAUAAUGACCCUCUGAGUGGUGAGACGGGGAGGGGGUGGGACCAAACAGGGGACCUUGAAUCCCAAAGGAAAGGAAUGAGGCCUGAAACGGGGACCAAAUUCUGAGACUUUAUUGUUGCAAAUGUUGUUAAAAGUAAGAAAGAUUUAAGAGCUGCAUUUCAGUGUGAUUUGUCUGAUAUGCCAUUGCUGUCUGUCGGCUUGAAGUGUGUGAAAUGCUCUGUGAGAAUAUCUGUGCUGGUGACUGCCUGCUUCUGUAUCGUGAGACUGUAAUCGACCGCUCACGGCUAAUUUCCGACCCAUCUGGAACUCUUUCCCCCCCGAUUGGUUCAAGGAGUCCAUCUUGCCUGUCAAUCACACUGCGUUAUCAUAGCCCUACUAUAGGUGGAUCACGUGUUCUGCAGAUGUUUACUAUUUUUCGCUGUGUAAAGUUAUGCAGUGUAUUCUUGGACGUGGGUACACAAAUACAUAACAUGACUUCCUGAUUUCAGUUCUCCCCUUGCUUCGUCGGGUGCGCGUUCAUGACAAGAACAGGCUUAUGUGUAGUUCCUUACCGUGCGUUAAUUGUAUCGCUGUAAAAGGUUUGAGUGUGUGUGUGUGUGUGUGUGUGUGUGUGUGUGUGUGUGUGUGUGUGUGUGUGUGUGUGUGUGUGUGUGUGUGUGUGUGUGUGUGUGUGUGUGUGUGUCUUUCUCUCUUUCUGUCUGUGUGUGUGCGUGUCUCUCUGUCUGUUGUUUGAUGGGGUGUAUUCAAAUGCUUCCUAACCAUGCGUCUUUCAUUGAAUGUAGCUACAAACUACAACACGCUGCUUCAAGGGAAUUUCACACAAUGUGGUAAAAGUUUGUCCAUAUGCAGGCAAGUGAAGAUCCAUUAAUUGUACCUUCAAGCUUUUUGCAGGCGAGACAUACAUUUAAAUAAGAAUUGAAAUGACUCAAGUAAUGAAUCUGAACGAAACCCCAAUUAUCCAUGAUGUAAUAGGCAGACUUUACCAAUGAGGGGCACAUUGCUGAUGCAGAAGUCUUCUGUCACACAAGAUAUAUUAUCUUAUUAUUUAUAUUAGGUCUAGCUGUUAGGCCUAAAUUGAUUAACAUUGAUUUAAAUGUUUGUCUUUCAUCCUAUCUUUCAAGAGAACAAACAGAAACAUCAAAUAGAUGGAUCAUCUUAGCCUGGACUUCUGAGAAAUGCAAUCUGAAUGUGAUGUUUUGUCGGAUGAACUAGAUUAAAAAAAGCGUAGGUAAAGGUAAUCUGAGGUGGGCGAUAUUAAAUGUUCAAUCGCCCAUACCACACCCUUUAAUCGCUUAUUCUUUUACCAUGACUGAAUUUAAGAGUCUGAUAGAUAAUGGUCGACACUGUGAAAUCAAAGAAAAAAAACAAAAAACUUAAGUAUGGGUAAAUGUAAAACCUCCUUCACUCCUUCACGAGUCUAUAAUGUGUGACCCUUAUGAGCAAAUUUCAAAAGCCUUACAAAUAAGCUUAAAUAUAUACCAAAGAAAGCUUGUACUUAUCCAUCUUGGAAUUUGAAUAAAACCUUGGGUUGAGGAUAUAUUAGUAGUGCCAGUGUAUCUUAAUCUAGUGAUCCCUUAGUUUCUGAAACGGUAGCCCUGAUAAGCCGUAACCCUAUAGAUGAACACUGUUCUUGAGGAUGACACUAGCUUGUUGAAGCUGUACUACAAUUAUGUAUAGUGCUCGUUUAAGCUGUACUAUCAUUAUGUUUAGUGACCAUAAUGGUAAUUGGGCGCUUGUUGGACCCUGGUACUGUUAAAUAAUUAACUUGAACUCGAUAAACUAAAUUGCUAUGUGCUGGACAGAGCGACCGCUCUGGUAUGGUGUGGUUAGCUAAUCCAUUUGUGUGUGUCUUGGUGUGUUUCCACUGUGCAGAACUAUGAAUUAAAAUGACACUGCCAUGA
Molecule: messenger RNA, 3534 nt
Organism: Gadus macrocephalus (Pacific cod)
Lineage: Eukaryota; Metazoa; Chordata; Actinopteri; Gadiformes; Gadidae
Gene: ddc
Product: dopa decarboxylase
Exons: 14
Coding region: 157-1599 (480 amino acids)
Biological process (GO): serotonin biosynthetic process; catecholamine metabolic process; amino acid metabolic process
Molecular function (GO): aromatic-L-amino-acid decarboxylase activity; pyridoxal phosphate binding
Source: RefSeq, a predicted model, not a curated record